Messenger RNA from Psylliodes chrysocephalus, 1076 nucleotides. NCBI's taxonomy places the organism in Eukaryota, Metazoa, Arthropoda, Insecta, Coleoptera, Chrysomelidae. The record is from the annotation of a GenBank genome assembly.
UAGCCUUAAGACCUAGUCUUGCUAAGCCUCACUUCACUCCCAAUUCCGUCACUUCGUAUAACGAUGUCAACCCCUACGACUACACCCUCGGCUACUGCCUUGAGAAUAAAACUAUUCUCAUGAAAAUGCUGAAAAACAUCUCUGACUUUAUCAAAACCAAGUCAGCAGACUGCCUACUCCUAAAAGACGUUCUCAAAAAUAGCAAAAGCUCUCUCAUCCAGACGCACUUUUUGACCGUCCCCUCCCUUCCCACACGGCACAAACUUCCCCUUGGUAAAGAGCUUGAUAAAGCAAUGUACACAAGCGAUUCCGACUUCGCUAAAACGAUCGGCUUCAUGCCUCACGAACGAGUAGACCUUACAUCCCCUAACGCCCAAAUACACCACACAAACGUUGCCUCUGACCUCCAGCUCACCACCGGAGUCGAGUAUAACCCUGACGAAGAAGUAUUCCCACUUCUAAGUUUUGACCCCGAAGUUAAUGUAACCCCUAACGUUGCUUGGUUUCAGCCAUACAACCCUAUUCCAAAGUACAUUAAACUUUGUUGCGCCCUAGGAUUCCAGAUUGAAUCUUAUGAUAUAGUAGGUUUCACCCUACCUAUGCCUAACAUUCACACCUCCCUAACAAGCAACAACAACAACUAUAGACCCGGACUAAUUCCCUUCAAUUAUAUCCAAUAUGUAGAAGGCUUUAUUGGCGAAAGACCUGAAAUUUGCGAAAUUGCAUCUUAUGACGAAUACGACCAACCUAUUGAUUUCGCUUUCCGAGACAUGUCUCGCGUCAUUAUUCCAAUUUUUGCUCUCAAUAACUCAAGUUCUUCUUCCACACAGACCUACGGACUAAACCCCACUCCAAACUGUAAUUAUGACUUAACGUCAUGGACUUACACAGCCUGGUGUAAGAAUUCACACCCUUCCAUCGAGAAGUCCAUAUAUUUAUGGUCUUCCUAUCGCGUAGUAGACCGUUCUACACGGCCCAACUACUCUGUAUCCUUUUAUGGAUCAUUAAGACCGCUUUACGGUUUAAGUGUUCCACAUUACAGAACAGGACACCCCUCCAUCAUUACCCCACAGUAA